Messenger RNA from Dioscorea cayenensis subsp. rotundata (Guinea yam), 2156 nucleotides. Its product is annotated as coilin-like. NCBI's taxonomy places the organism in Eukaryota, Viridiplantae, Streptophyta, Magnoliopsida, Dioscoreales, Dioscoreaceae. Gene Ontology annotation, molecular function: U1 snRNA binding; U2 snRNA binding. Gene Ontology annotation, biological process: spliceosomal snRNP assembly. The transcript is spliced from 13 exons. Bases 84 to 1958 code for a protein of 624 amino acids. The record is from RefSeq and is a predicted model, not a curated record. Gene Ontology annotation, cellular component: Cajal body.
CAAAACCCUGUGGAUUUACGAGAACUCCGACGGCUCUUCUUCUCACCUUGCGAGCGCAUCCGAGCAUUCUUCUCCUCUUCGCCAUGGAGGAGGAGCCGAUGAUCAGGAGAGUUCGCGUGGUCUUCGAUGACCAUCGCCACCUCCUCACCAAGCCCCAGCGCUUGGACGGCCUAAAAAAAUGCUGGCUUCUCCUCCGCCCUAAGCUCGCUACCAUCUCCGAUCUCUCCUCUCAUCUCUCCCGACGUUUUCAUCUCCGCCGAUCCUGCCCCCUUGGGCUUGUUCUCUCGAUGGAUGGCUUUGUUCUGCCAUCAUUUGAAUCAACUUACAUCCUUAAUGAUGGAGAUAUCAUCAGGGUAAGAAAGAAAGAUAGUAAAUUGAAGGCUUUAGAGAAGGCUAAUGGUGACUACCACAUUCAGAAGAAUUUGGAUAUAGUGGAGAGGCUGCCCAUAAGAUCAAGUGGUGAAGUUAUGGUAAAUAAGGAUACCCACGAAGAGCUGGAGGAAUAUAAAGCUAACAAGUCGUGCGAUCUUCAGAUUGGCACUUCGACGGGUUCUCCCUUAGUUCUUGACUUAAAUUCAAAGAGAAAAAGAGCAGAUCCAGAUGUGCUUCAAAAGUCAGAGAGGAGGAAGAAAUCAAAACUGAUGAUUUCUGAUAAGCCUGUGGUUUCUGAUGAAGAUACUGAAUUUGUUCCCUUGCUGCAGAGACAUCUAUGUUCAACGAUAGCUGACAAUUCAUGUGAUAGGUCACAUGUAAAAGAAGAGCUACUUAGAGAAAAGGGUAAAUCAAAUGCAGUUACCUUCUAUCCAGUGGGUUGUAGUGCUAUGAAGACAACUGAUUGUGUACUUAAUGGACGGAGGACUGACCAAGUUGGGGAGAGUAGCAAAGUUAAACAAUCUGAUCCUUGUAUUGAUGGCUCAAAGAAGUUGCCUAGUAGGAAUGCUCGUCGGAAGAAGGCCAGCAGAGAAUGGUUGAAGGAACUGAAUUUACAGAAUAAGAACCAUACCUUAAGCUGUGUACCCGCAAAAGCCAUUCAGAUGACAUCAUCAGACCAUUCAACAGUGGACUUGGAUGCAGUCAUGGAAAAUGAGAUUACUCCUAUUGUAGUUCGUCCUGGUCACAUUCGUUUUGAGACUGCAGAUCGAAGCAAAGAGCUGCAACAUGCGCCGGAUGAUCUGCAAUGGCAUGGAACAAGUAACAAGAAAAGAGAGGGGUGGCUUAAGGGCAUAAAUGCGAAAAAGGUUUUUGUUUCUGAAGUGGAGCAACUUAGAAAAUAUAAUGUUGAUGAGGGCAAGUCACCCAUUGUUCAUAUUGACUUUGAGAGACUAUUUCCUUUAACUCGUCCUCCGAAGGAAGGGGACGUGGUUGCAUAUCGUAUGAUUGAGUUAUCAUCAGCCUGGAGUGCAGAGCUUUCUUCAUUUCGAGUUGGAAAAGUUUCAUUGUAUGAUCCUGUGUCCAUGAAAAUCUGCCUAGUGCCUAUUCCUGAUUACCCAUUUAACUUGCCUGAUAAAAAAGAUGCUGAAUCCUCUGAGAAGCCAAAUGUUUCACCUUACAACGAAGAUGGAUCUUUAGAGAUUGAGUAUCGGUCACUUGUGGAUGUCCGGCUAUUCAAAACCAGUAACAAGGGAGCAUCAAAUGCGCAUUCUUUUGGGAGACAAGCUUUUUCAGCGGACAAUUGGGAACUGGCUAUUAAAAGCACAAAGGAGACUUAUACCACUCACAUGGGAAGCUGGGAUCAAUUUGUGCAAUCUUCAAAUGAGGCACCAAAGCUUGUAGAAAAUGAUGGUUGGCGUGAAUGGCCAAAAGAGAAUCCGGGCAUUGCCUUAUGGUUUGAUUAUUGUAGAUCCCUUAGAGAAAGCAAAUCAUUCUUUCCAAAGAGGGAUAAUUGGAAAAGCAAGUCAGGAAAGCCCAAUGGCGUGCGUGUCAGAUAUUUCCAUCACCCACUAAAGUUUGGCAAGUAAACUAGCUACUGCUUCCCUAUGACCAUCUCUAGUCUGAGAUCCUUGUGUAAAAUAUGACCAGAAGCAUACUUUUAAACUGAAACUAUUGUAAACUGGUGAGGACUUGUAGUAGUCUCCUGCUAAAUGUGUUCUCUGGCUUGCAAACUUUUUAUUUAGUUAAUCGAUGUGCAAGUGCUGGUUAUCUCUUGGCAUUCUUCA